UGAACCCGCCGACUUCGAGAAGGCUAUGGACACAGCAGGUUUCGGGAUUUUUAAUUUUGUUUUGCUUCUCGUUGGAGUAUUUGGGGCGCUGGCUACUGUCUUUGAAACUUCCACAAUGUCCUUCAUUCUUCCGGUUGCCGAGUGUGAUCUUGAGAUGACUCUGAGAGAUAAAGGCUUGCUGAAUGCAGCAACCUAUGCUGGAAUGACCACGUCAGCAAUCAUUUGGGGCUAUCUGGCAGAUACAUUGGGGAGGAGAAAAGUUUUGAUUUUCGGUUACUUAGCUGAUGCUAUUUGUGUGUUUAGUAGCUCAUUGACACAAAACUUUCAAAUGCUCGUUGCCUUCAAGUUUUUAGGUGGCUUUAUUGUUAAUGGACCCGGCGCUGUACUUUUUACGUAUUUAACCGAGUUGCAUCCUGCCAAACAACGACCACGAGUGCUCAUGAUUUUGGGUAUGAUAAAUUCGUUGGCAACGCUAGCUUUACCAUUAAUAGCAUGGGCCAUAUUUCCAAGACCUUGGAAUUUUCUAUUGUUCGAUAGUCUACAAGUGUACUCUUGGCAAAUAUUCUUGGCCGUGUGCGGGUUACCAAGUUUGAUUGGUGGACUUAGCUUCAUUUUCUUACCAGAGAGCCCCAAGUUUCUUAUGUCUCAAGGGAGAAAUGCUGAAGCUCUACAUUCAUUUCAAAAGAUUUAUGCCCUUAAUCAGAGAGUUCCUAUGCAUACCUAUCCUAUUAAGCAGCUGGUUGAGGAAGUACCGAAUCGUGGUUCCAAUGUCAAUGAGCAUGUAUUCACAGUGGAGAAUAAACCGGUUAAGCCGAAAUUUAAGCGUGAACCAAGAACAUUUACGCAAGCUGUCCGUGAUGGUAUGAUUCAGAUCAAGCCCAUGUUCAAGAAACCUCUAUUCGGGCAUUCGCUUCACGCGUACGCAAUGCAGUUUUUAAUUUUGCUUGGCUUAAAUACCAUUCGACUUUGGCUACCGCAAUUAUUCGCAUCAAUUGGAGAAUACGAAGCUCUGGAGACCUCUAAAACAGAAUCAGCGAAUCUUUGUACAAUUCUAGAGUAUAGUGUAAAUAAAACAGCUGUGGUAACCGACUUCGAGGAGAAAUGCAGUGAACGUCCGGAUAUUUCUAUGGAUGUAUACAUAAAUAAUAUAAUAGUUUCAAUAACCGGUUUGGUCGGAUAUUGUUUUGCCGGAAUGAUUGUGAAAGCAUUGGGAGCAAAACGGCUACUAACGUUUGGACUUCUAAUAUCUGGUUGCCUUGGCAUUGGACUUUAUUGGUCUGCAAGUGGUCUUUCUACGCUAAUUAUAUCAUCAGCGUUUGUGACGAUUUGCAGUGUAUCGACAUCGUCCCUUAUGGGUAUUGUAAUUGCCCUAUUUCCAACUUCUCUGCGAUCGCUAGUAGUAGCAACAGCCAUGAUGUUUGGACGUUUAGGAGCUUUGUCUGGAAAUUUGGUCUUCCCUAUUUUCAUGGAAAUGGGUUGCAUACAACCGUUCUUGAUGGUCGGUCUGGUAUUGCUUGUUGGCAGUGCUUUAUCUCUCAUUUUGCCAAGCGGGACACAAUUUAAUCUUACAUAAAAAGGAAAGGAUUGUGGGAGUUAAAAUGUAAACGUUGUUUGUAUGUUACUUUUAUAUACGUACGUACAUAUGUAUGUACAGGUGAUAAUUUAAUAGCCACUUGGGAAAUGCAGUCGUUGAAUGCAGUUUCUUUUUAUCUCGAUAGUUUUACUCAUAUUAAUAUAUACAUUUAUGUAGGUACGCAUGUAAAUGUGCUCAAGCAACUGUAAAGAGUGUUUGAAUAUAAUUCUAUGUGCAUGUGGUUUUAAGUACUUAAGUCCGAUAUGGUUAUUUAUUUGGUAAGAUUAGCAAAGCUUGUGUAAUGAUUUAUAAUUUAUAUUACAAUGUGAAU
Messenger RNA from Anastrepha obliqua, 1904 nucleotides. RefSeq names its product synaptic vesicle glycoprotein 2B-like. The transcript is spliced from 9 exons. The coding region runs from base 26 to 1573 and encodes 515 amino acids. Gene Ontology annotation, molecular function: transmembrane transporter activity. Lineage: Eukaryota; Metazoa; Arthropoda; Insecta; Diptera; Tephritidae. Gene Ontology annotation, biological process: transmembrane transport. The record is from RefSeq and is a predicted model, not a curated record.